This is a messenger RNA of Sebastes umbrosus (honeycomb rockfish), 1511 nucleotides long. RefSeq names its product CD40 molecule, TNF receptor superfamily member 5 (gene cd40). The transcript has 9 exons. Gene Ontology annotation, cellular component: CD40 receptor complex; external side of plasma membrane. Bases 4 to 1062 code for a protein of 352 amino acids. Lineage: Eukaryota; Metazoa; Chordata; Actinopteri; Perciformes; Sebastidae. Gene Ontology annotation, biological process: immune response-regulating cell surface receptor signaling pathway; positive regulation of endothelial cell apoptotic process; positive regulation of interleukin-12 production. Gene Ontology annotation, molecular function: CD154 receptor binding; antigen binding. The record is from RefSeq and is a predicted model, not a curated record.
UCCAUGUCAUGUAGUUAUAGCAGACAGAAGAGCUCAGAGCACCGACUACAGACUGCGACUGUGUGGAAACAGAACAACAACAUGCUGCGAACACAAUCCACUAAGAUGCAUCUAUUGCUGCUGCUUGUGACGAUGAUGAUGUGGGAUUUCAUGGCGAUGACUGCUGCUCAGCCCCGCUGUGACCCGCUGACUCAGUAUGAGAAGCAUGGCGAGUGCUGCAAAAUGUGUGGUCCAGGGACCAGAAUGUCGUCCUCCAACUCUUGUCUGGAUCCUCAGUGCACAGAAUGUAUGGAUAAUGAAUAUCAGGAUAAAUACACAAAUGAAUCGAUGUGUAAACGUCAGCCGUAUUGUGACCCAAAUUCAAACUUUGAGGUUGUCCAUAUGAGCAAGACGAAAAAAAGCACCUGUAUGUGCAAAGAGGGAUUCCACUGCUCCAGUAGAGAAUGUAUCACCUGUGUAUCACACACAACCUGCAAGGCGGGACAUGGGGCUCAAUACAAAGGCAACCACAAUCGCGACACAGUGUGUCAGAACUGCACUGGAGGCACAUUUUCCAAUGACGAGUCAUGGGACGGGGUCUGUAAGAAAUGGACAGAAUGUAUGGAUGGACACCGUAUUCAACAAAAGGGAACAGACGUAUCUGACAACAUCUGUGCAGAGGGAACCUCACGGACGCAUGUGAUCGCUGCUGUGUGUGGGAUUGUGGUUAUAGGGAUUUUGGUUGCCAUAAUAUUCUUCUAUUGUGUUUGCAAAGGUAAACAAGGAGAUGCAGAAGGAAAGGUGAAGGCCUGUUUCAAAUGUCUGGAAGAUCAAAGUGAGCCAGUGUUACUGAGAGAAACCAGAGUGGUGAUAACAAACCCAACUACUGAGGAAGAGUCCUUAAUGCCUGAGCUGCAGUCUUCACAAGAGGAGGCUGGUGUGAUGACGCCGGAGGAAAACGAGGAUGAGCAUAGCCAGGACUUAGCAGUUCUCACUGAAAAUGGAAACUAUGUGACUCAGGAGAAUGGGAAGUCGACGAUCCUCUCCCGACAGGAAUCACAAACGCAGACAUUUACAGACUGAAAACACCUGCUGUCACUGAGAUCAUAGCUUAUAGUAUGUAAUUGUGAACUUUACCUGUUGUGUAUUGUUGCCCCAUGUUUCUCUGGUACGUAAUUCUCCCCCUAAAGAUGUAUAUAGUAGCUGUAAAUUAACAAUCAGUUAACAUGAAAUUAAUGUGUGGAAAUUAAGUUGUAGUGUAACAAUAUUAGAAGACAGUGUGGCAUACUACAAUACAUGGCUUGACUGCAUUAGUUUUGGUGGUAGUAUUUUUUUUUUUUAAUUGUGUGCUCAUUUCUAACUGUGUGAUUGUAUUGUAUUGUUUUAUGUUUUUUUUAUAAAAUAAUCUUCUUUAUUUAUUUGUACAAGGUACAAAGCUGUGUUAUGGGGAUAAAUUGUGCAUGGACACAGUAUGUAAUUUAAAAGCAAUUUUACCUUAUUGUCAUUAAAAUGCCUGCCACUUGAAUGUUAAA